AAUGCAACAUCUCCACCAAAGAAGAAGCAAAGAACACCAACCAGAGCUUUACUUCUUCUACUGUUGACAAUGUGCAAAAAGCUGAAGAUGUUCAUGAGAAAGAUACAAACUUGCUGCUUAUUCACUAGAUUCUCCAAAAGGGUAGGGAAUUGUGGUGAGUUCGAGGAAGAGUGUAAUGCUGCAUCAGUGAUUCCAAGUGAUGUGAAGGAAGGGCAUGUAGCAGUGAUUGCGGUUAAGGGAGAGAGAAUUAAGAGGUUUGUUUUGGAGCUUGAAGAGUUGAACAAACCUGAGUUCUUGAGGCUGCUCGAACAGGCCAAAGAGGAGUUCGGGUUUCAACCGAGAGGACCUCUGACCAUUCCAUGCCAGCCUGAAGAAGUACAGAAGAUUCUACAAGGAAGUAGAGAGUCUUGAUUUUUGAUUUGUAGAGCAACAUUGUUAGUUGAAAUUCUUUUCUUACAAGAAUUUACCAUUCUCUCUCUUAUUACAUAAAAACAUGUUAUUAUA
This is a messenger RNA of Arabidopsis arenosa, 504 nucleotides long. The record is from the annotation of a GenBank genome assembly. Lineage: Eukaryota; Viridiplantae; Streptophyta; Magnoliopsida; Brassicales; Brassicaceae.